UUGACAUAACCACAAUAUUUUAAAAAUGUCUACUGUUACAAAAACUAUUGCAAAAGGAAGUAAACAGGAACUUAAAAAUAAAGAAAAAGAUCUAAAAGAGGCGACGUCAUCUAAAGAUAUCGAUGACGUGCUUCGGAAAGUCAAAGACAUCGAUAAUGUCUGUUCAUUCGAUAAAUGUAAAAACAAAACAAAUCUCAUUUCAAUAGAUUGUAAGUACUGCCACUCAAGGUUUUGCACAACGCACGGUCUGCCUGAAGUACAUGGCUGCGGAGAGGCUGUAAAAAGAGAUGAAAGAAGGCAAUAUGUCCACCCUGAACCAAAAUUAUCGCAAGAGAAACAUCAGCAGGCCCAAACAAAACUUGCAAUGAAACUCAAGCAGAUGCAACUUGAAAGGAAAUCCAAGCAGGGAUUCCAAGAAAAAGGCAAGAAGAAAAAGUAGUUUUGCUAGCCGCCAUUAUUGUUUAGUUCUAAAUUUUAAAAAAUCUAUUAAAUUCAUAGGUAAAAAUACAUGUAUUUUAAUACAACUAAUUCUGAAUUGGUACUCUUCAAUUCAGUGCGCAUCUAAAUAGUA
This is a messenger RNA of Cylas formicarius (sweet potato weevil), 571 nucleotides long. Its product is annotated as DNA-binding protein SMUBP-2. The record is from RefSeq and is a predicted model, not a curated record. NCBI's taxonomy places the organism in Eukaryota, Metazoa, Arthropoda, Insecta, Coleoptera, Brentidae. Gene Ontology annotation, molecular function: zinc ion binding. The coding region runs from base 26 to 439 and encodes 137 amino acids. The transcript has a single exon.